Messenger RNA from Metarhizium album ARSEF 1941, 819 nucleotides. RefSeq names its product riboflavin aldehyde-forming enzyme. The transcript has a single exon. The record is from RefSeq and is a predicted model, not a curated record. Lineage: Eukaryota; Fungi; Ascomycota; Sordariomycetes; Hypocreales; Clavicipitaceae. Bases 1 to 819 code for a protein of 272 amino acids.
AUGAAGUGCUCUGUCGUCGCCUACACCACCUUUGUUGCGGCUGUUGCUGCCCAGCCUCACCACGGAAACCACAAACACCACCACGUCGCUCGUGCUGUGCAAACCGUUGUUGAGACGGCUACCGAAGUUUGCACUGUCACCGAAUACGUCGAUGGCACCUCCGUUUCUGCCUACGAUACCUGUAACUCAGCCCAACCUACUCCUACUUUAGCCGCCACCCCGACUCAACCGCAGGAAGUUUUCCACGAGACAGUCGCUCCUGAACAGCCCGAUUCCAAGGCUGUUAUUCCGCCUCCAGCUCCGACGAGCUCUACUCCUGUCUCCGUCGCUCCUCCUGCUCCGACCAGCUCUACCUCUGUCUACGUCGCUCCUCCUGCUCCGACUAGCUCCGCCCCUGCCUAUGUCGCGCCUCCUGCUCCUCCCAGCACCUCUGUCUACGCUCCUCCACCCUCUGACCCCAAGCCCCCAUCCUCAUCGGCUCCUUCAAGCGGUACCGGUGGCCAAGGCGAAGAGCACACGGGCGACAUGACCUAUUACGCCGUCGGUAUGGGCUCUUGCGGUUUUGACGACAGUGGUAAAGACAAUUCCGAGAACAUUGUUGCUGUAUCACACCUUUUGAUGGGCACGCAGUCCAAUGGAAACCCCAUGUGCGGCAGGAAAGUCACCGUGGUAGCCAAUGGCGAAUCUGUCACUGGUGUCGUGAGGGAUAAAUGCAUGGGCUGCGACAUAAACAACAUUGAUGUCAGCGAGAAGAUGUUCAAGAAGCUCUACAAAUCACUCGAUGGCGGACGUGUCACAGUUAAGUGGUUUUUCAGCUAG